GAUAACCAAUCAACGUGCCGUUUUCCCAUAAGAAUUAAACGUAUAUUGACUUCUAGCCACGCGGCGUUUGCGCACACUUCGUGCAGAAAGUGCAACCAGAAAAACAAUCUCAUGACUUACGUUGAAUUGCUGUCUUUAUUGGAUCCUACGAAAAAAAGAAGUCGCUACUUUAACAUACAGGUUAAGAGGAAAAUAAAUAACAUAGAGAAUAGAAGAGAUAAAAAGUAAAAGCGACAUAAUUAAAAUUAUCAAUGAAGACUGCUCCGCAUCAAAGGUUAGUUAUGGUUGGUGAUCGCGACGGGCUGAAAGAAUUGCUGAGACGUAGAUUAGUUGAGUGCGGAUGGCGAGAUCAAGUGAAGCUGAUAUCGAAGGAGCUAAUAAAGGAACAUGGUCAUGAUAUCACUUACGAGAUGCUGUUGUCCACAGUCACAACCAAGGCUCGCGCACUUGUACCAGAUUCAGUUAAGAAGGAACUACUGCAGAAAAUCAGGAAUCAACUGAUAGCUCAGGAGGAGAAACUAAAGAUUGUGUCGGAUCGUUGAGAACCAUUUAAAUCUCGCAGUUUGGAUUGCUUCCUCAUGUAUAAAUAUUUUGUGUUACAAUAACCUUUUGUAAAUUAUAUAACAUGAUUUUUCAAUAGAAAUGUACUCGUAUAUGACACUCAUUGUAAAUAUUAUGUUAAAUCACACAUGAUAAUCAUCGCAUCUAAUUAGAUGGACAAUUUUCUAUGCAGCUGAAUGUGAUGUACUGAUAGCUGGUUCAGAUAUAUUUUUAAGAAGUGUAUAAGAAGAAAUAUAUAGUGAUAUGAAAAUUAAAUAUAGCAACUUAAUUCACAACGUUGGAUUAACCAUAUAUAAUACCGCAUUGAAAUAAAUGUACGUCAACUGA
This is a messenger RNA of Dinoponera quadriceps, 888 nucleotides long. RefSeq names its product transcription and mRNA export factor ENY2 (gene e(y)2). Gene Ontology annotation, molecular function: transcription coactivator activity; chromatin binding. The coding region runs from base 252 to 542 and encodes 96 amino acids. The record is from RefSeq and is a predicted model, not a curated record. Gene Ontology annotation, cellular component: DUBm complex; nuclear pore; SAGA complex. The transcript is spliced from 2 exons. Gene Ontology annotation, biological process: poly(A)+ mRNA export from nucleus; regulation of transcription by RNA polymerase II; positive regulation of DNA-templated transcription. Lineage: Eukaryota; Metazoa; Arthropoda; Insecta; Hymenoptera; Formicidae.